CUUGAUCUCGUUUCGUGUGAGUCAAAUGUCAUGUGGUUAUUCGAACAACACUCGAUAUUGUAUCGAUCAGUGCAACGUAUGUGGAAAUCUCGAGCACAUUCGGAAGCGAGUGUAGUUUGUGCGGCCCUAGUCUCCAGCUGGUGGUGUCUAUUGAUCGUGUUCUGGAGAUAUUUACGAUAUUACGCCGUUUGUGACAUCACCUCCUUCCUCUACCGUGUGUGAACUAGUCCUUAGCACGGAGUUGUGUGUUUAUAACAAACAUUCGGUGGGUAACAAACACGGAAAAAAAUUUAUAGUGCUCUCUUCACAGCUUCGAAGACCGACUCGAUCCGGAGGAGGGGAGUGAAUAUGGACGUCUCUCUUUUGUCUGUUGGCAACAUCCCGCCGUCUCCGACGCCGACAGCAGGCGAGGAUACAGUCUGCGACUUGGGCAGCGUGAGGUUCGAAACCGAGAAAGUCGCCUGCAGCUGGACUGUCUUGAACUACAAAUACUGGCCUCAAGGGGUAGACGAAGUGAAAUCGCCCAGUUUCUGGCACUGUAACUCCAGCGAGUGGUGUAUGGUGCUGUGUAAAGACGUUGCCAAAGCCCUGUACUUCUGCUUCCAACUACUGACUUCCCAGAAAGACGCUACCGUGCGAGCUAGACUACAGGCGUCACUAGUGUCCAGCAGUGGUAUAGAGUACGAGGUGUACCCGGCGGAGUCGGUCUGCCUCGAUGCACCAAAGAAGUCUAAAUGGAAGUGCUUGUACGGCUCCUUCAGACCGGAGGACGGUUUCGAUUACACGCUGAAGUUCGUGGGAGAGGUGACCACGUCGUGUGUGAUAACGGAGCCUUACCCGAGCGUUGCCCUCGAGAGGCCUCGUCGCAGCGUCACAGACGACCUGGCAGCGCUGCUGGAGUCGGGCCAGCUGUCUGACGUGAAGCUGUGGGCGGGUGACGCAGAGUUCCAGGCGCACAGGGCCGUGCUGGCCGCACGCAGCCCCGUCUUCGCCGCCAUGCUGCGGCAUGACACCCAGGAGGCUCGCACUGGCAGCGUCCGCAUCGACGACGUCGAGGCGGACGUCCUGCGUGAGGUCCUGCGUUUCAUCUACACGGACAGCACGCCCUUCCUGGAGACGAUGGCUGACAGGCUGCUGAUGGCGGCCGACAAGUACGAUCUGCCCCAGCUGAAGGAGCUCUGCGAGGUGGAGUUGGUCAAGAACCUCACCGUGGACAAUGCCGCCGCUACCGCCGUCAUCGCCCUGAGCCACUCCUGCGAUGUACUCAAGCGGCCGGUCAUGAGUUUCGUGAAGCGCCAUCUUGUGCCCAUCAUGGGCAGCAAAGGUUGGGCGACUGCCAUUAGGGAUCAUGCUGAAGCAGUGGUCCAGAUUAGCCGCUUGGUAAUGGAAGAGCCUCUUUAAUGGCUGUUACGGUUAAACUCAGUUUCCUGCGUGCAGCUUCUUGCCUAUAAGAACGCUGCUGCCUCAUUUAACCCUACGUUGGAGGAAAACUGUGCUAUAUUUAAAAUUCGAUAACUUCAACUACUUACAUAUGUAUACAUAUGUAAAAAAUAUUAAACUUGUUUCCUGCUACUGAAAUGGUCUAACUAGAGUAUGCUCUGUGCACAUUUUUGCUAACAGCAGGUGCGUAAAAUGACGCCCUUCAAGGAGUUACUUCUUGUGUUUUGCAAUGGGCACCCGCGAUUAUUCUCUAGGGGCAACAGAAACAGCCCAGGCUAAGGGGAUAAAAAGAAACAGACCUUGUUAUAUCUAUUUGGUAGGGUGUGCAUGACAACUAAAUACUAGCACAUUGUCUAUUCUCAUUUGUAAACAUUACGUUAGACUCGAGAUCGCCUUGACAGUUACGUAGUUGAGAAAACUUUCAAGUAAAUUAUAGUUAAAGAUAUACUGCAGUUUUAUAGUGAUUGUUUUCUACUGCAACAUGACACAAAGCCGAUUAGAGCCAGUUUUAGGAGACAGUUACGACAUACUAGCACUUGCAUUGCCACCGUCUGAUGAAACAUUAAUAUCACCUCCCCCUUUCCAUUUGGAGCAGAAUAAAUUUAAAUUUAUUCAUUGGCGUUUCAAAGCACCAGAAACUAUUACUUACUAAGAAAGUUAGCACAAGAAGAAUAUAAUUUUUACGUACAUUCAUCAAUACGCCAUUAGAGAUCAAAUUUCUUGCAGUUAUCUUGUAAUCUGAUUUUUCUUUCUUGUGCCCAUACACUCCAUAAACAUUACUAGCUCUUGUAUAUUUCAUUACUACUGACAAGAGUUAAUUUUCGUUUUUGUACAAGCCAUUGUAAAUACUCGGGUCUUCGUCUUAUAAAACGUCGUUUCGUAAUACAAUCCGAAGAGUUUCUGGUGUAGCAUGCAUCGUUCAGCCCAGGGGUGGAGAAAACUUGUUCUUCUGGUCAGACUAAACUGACACCGGUCAGAAGCCACUACUUUCAUACAUAACCGUGUAAAAGUACAAAAUUGUCCCGUAUCAUUGAAGUCGUCCAAUUAAUGAACAUGGUCUAUCCACAUUCUGGCUACUAACGCUGCUACAGAGCAGUAGAAAUUCAGAGUAGUUCAUCCCUGUGCUUCUCAUUAUGCACCUGUGGGUAAGCGCUAGGUGCAACAAAUACAGUCCACGCUGUAGGAUUAAAAAAAACGGAAAAUGAGCCUAAAGUGUAAGCAGUAUUCUACGCAUAAGAACAAAUUAAAUUUAUCACAGAGUCGGUUCACUUUUGUAGGAAGAGCGUGAGAUUGGCUAUUAGCUUCGACAUUGUCGAGGUCCGAAAGAGUAUUUGACGAAAGUACACUUCAGUAUUUUCUAGUGAGGGUUGUCUAUCUCAACAUGACCAAUUUUAGUCUGGCUUGCCAAUUUCUAUGCAGUUACAUACAUUGAAGAGUCAAAGAAACUGGUACACGUGCCUAAUAUCGGCGAGCACGCAGAAGUAUCGCAGCACGACGUGGUAUGGACUCAACUAACAGUGCUCGAGGGAAUUGACACCACGAAUCCUGCA
Messenger RNA from Schistocerca gregaria, 2990 nucleotides. RefSeq names its product protein roadkill-like. The transcript has 2 exons. The record is from RefSeq and is a predicted model, not a curated record. Gene Ontology annotation, molecular function: ubiquitin protein ligase binding. Bases 349 to 1401 code for a protein of 350 amino acids. Gene Ontology annotation, biological process: proteasome-mediated ubiquitin-dependent protein catabolic process; regulation of proteolysis. Gene Ontology annotation, cellular component: cytoplasm. NCBI's taxonomy places the organism in Eukaryota, Metazoa, Arthropoda, Insecta, Orthoptera, Acrididae.